Messenger RNA from Leptosia nina, 225 nucleotides. NCBI's taxonomy places the organism in Eukaryota, Metazoa, Arthropoda, Insecta, Lepidoptera, Pieridae. The record is from the annotation of a GenBank genome assembly.
AUGGCAGGUCUGCUAAAAUUGAGUAUAAAGCGUUUACUCGGCGACAACGAAGCCGCUGCGUUCGCGGCGAUCGGUGUAACAGUCGUCACUCUAUCAUUAAUAGUAAGUGCUUCUUACAUGAAAAUAAAUAUCGUGAGUACGAGCGAUUUCCUUAACAAUACAGAAGAUUCAGCGACGAGAGUCGCGGUCAUCCACUGCACCUUAGUGCAGAAGCCUGUUUCCUAG